This is a messenger RNA of Daphnia magna, 758 nucleotides long. RefSeq names its product tolloid-like protein 2. NCBI's taxonomy places the organism in Eukaryota, Metazoa, Arthropoda, Branchiopoda, Diplostraca, Daphniidae. The record is from RefSeq and is a predicted model, not a curated record. The transcript has 4 exons. The coding region runs from base 116 to 649 and encodes 177 amino acids.
UUUGUUCAGCAGAACUGCUCGAGGAUUCUUGCUUGCAGCAGUUUUGUUCGUGUGGCAGUGACCUAUUUUGUAAAGGCACUCGGUUUGUCAUUCGUCUACGCACCAUCCAAAGGAGAUGAUCCUCACGACCGCGUUCCUAGGAAUACUCGUUUUUCAGUUGCUAUUUUUCCAUCUGAUUUCUUUCCCAUUGUUGGCACUCCAAUCCGAAAAGGAAAGAGCGCAACUCAAACUGGGGGCUUUUCUGGCGAAAAUGGAUACUCCCAUCGUCCCCUGUAACGUAACAGGAGUCAAUUGUGGCUCCUGCAAAAAUGUAACGGACGACGGCGGUACGAUAGAAUCUCCACAUUUCCCGGAGCCAUACGAUUCGAAUUUGAAUUGCCUAUACACAAUCAAUGCGCCUUACGAGAAGAAAAUUAAAUUAUCAUUUACAGAAUUUAAAGUGGAAAAAUGCUGCGACUUUAUCACGGUAUUCGAUGAAUUGGCCAAUUUAAUCCAAUCAAGUUUAAACGGAAGCGACACACCAAUGGCAGUAACCUCUCCCUCCAAUCAGAUGACGAUCAAAUUCACAUCAAAUGUUGAUAACAUAACGAGACUUGAUCCACCAGCAGGGCCUGCUACGCGGUGGCAGGCAACGUAUACCUUUAUGUAAAUUUGAAGCAAAUGCGCCGCCUACUGAAAACGACAUUUAUCUGGAAAACAAUGAUGUGCACAAAAACAAUAACGUAAAAUUAAAAAUACAGUUUUUUUGUUUAAUUUCA